Molecule: messenger RNA, 1030 nt
Organism: Gastrolobium bilobum
Lineage: Eukaryota; Viridiplantae; Streptophyta; Magnoliopsida; Fabales; Fabaceae
Product: large ribosomal subunit protein uL30y
Exons: 7
Coding region: 102-833 (243 amino acids)
Biological process (GO): maturation of LSU-rRNA from tricistronic rRNA transcript (SSU-rRNA, 5.8S rRNA, LSU-rRNA)
Cellular component (GO): cytosolic large ribosomal subunit
Molecular function (GO): structural constituent of ribosome; RNA binding
Source: RefSeq, a predicted model, not a curated record
AGUCCACAACCACUACAAAACCCUAGAUAGCUAAUGUUGUUGAAACUUCACAAGCCUGCGGAGAAAACCCUAAUUUGCAGUCGCAGAGGCCUUAGCUCGAGAUGGGUGAGGAGGUGAAGACAAUUGUUCCAGAGUCUGUGCUGAAGAAGCAGAAGAGGGAAGAGGAAUGGGCGUUGGCCAAAAAGCAAGAUUUCGAAGCUGCUAAGAAGAAGAGAGCUGAGAGCCGUAAGCUGAUCUUCAGCAGAGCUAAGCAAUAUGCCAAGGAGUACGAUGAGCAGGAAAAGGAAUUGAUUCGAUUGAAACGUGAGGCAAAGCUGAAAGGUGGAUUUUAUGUCGAUCCAGAGGCUAAGCUCUUGUUUAUUAUUCGCAUUCGUGGUAUUAAUGCCAUGCAUCCCAAGACAAGAAAGAUCCUGCAGCUGUUGCGAUUGAGACAGAUUUUCAAUGGUGUGUUUCUUAAAGUUAACAAAGCUACCGUGAACAUGCUUCACAGAGUUGAGCCUUAUGUAACUUUCGGAUACCCUAAUCUGAAGAGUGUAAGAGAACUUAUUUACAAGAGGGGGUAUGGAAAGCUAAACAAGCAGAGAAUUGCUCUAACCGAUAACUCCGUCAUUGAGCAGGCACUAGGCAAGCAUGAAAUCAUAUCCACUGAAGAUCUUAUCCAUGAGAUCAUAACUGUUGGACCCCAUUUUAAGGAGGCAAACAAUUUCCUUUGGCCAUUUAAGCUCAAGGCUCCUUUGGGUGGCUUAAAGAAGAAAAGGAACCACUAUGUUGAAGGAGGUGAUGCUGGAAAUCGUGAGAAUUACAUCAAUGAGCUUAUCCGGAGAAUGAAUUAAGCUGUGGCUGUGGUCAAUCACUAUUUAGGGGAAUCAAUCUGUCAUUGUUGGCUUUAGAUCAAGAUCAGACUCAUUUUCGUAUCUGAAAUUUUGGAAAUAGAACAUUUUGACUUUGAUAACUUAUUGCUGAGGUUGAAUUUGUUUUUCAUUUUAUAUGUUUGUGAGAGAAGUUUUUUUAGAAUAUAUUUGCUAUUAUG